AUGCAUUUCCAACUCACGGCCCUCUCAAUUACACUACUCUCUUCCCUGAUCAAUGCCUACCCCAUCACUGGUGACACUGUCAACUGCCGCUCUGGCCCGGGAACCUCUUACUCGGUAGUCAAGUCCUACCAGAAAGGCGUGGAUGUUUCAAUCACCUGCCAAGCAUCCGGCACAGAUAUCAAGGGCGACAGCAUUUGGGAUAAGACUGCCGAUGGCUGCUACGUUGCCGACUACUACGUCAAAACAGGUAGCUCAAGCUACGUGACCAAGAAAUGUGAAGGCAGCAGUGGCGGUGGCAGUGGCAGCGGCAGCGGCAAUCUACCUGGCCUUACAUCUACCCAAUCCAAGCAUGCCAAAGCCAUCAUUGGAGAAGCGAAGAAGGAAGAUCUCGGUCGUCAGGGUUGUCUUGCCGGUAUUGCAACCGCUCUUGUUGAGUCGAACAUUCUUAUCUACGCCAACAAAGAGGUCCCUUCUUCGCUCAACUAUCCCCACGAUGCCGUGGGCUCGGAUUAUGAUAGUGUUGGCAUCUUCCAGCAACGCGCCAAGUUCUAUCCCGAUAUCGCUGCUGAUAUGAAUGCUGCACAAUCAGCUGCGCAGUUCUUCAAGGGUAUGAAGGGUGUUAGUGGGUGGAGGACUAUGGAGGUUGGGAAGCUUUGCCAGAAGGUGCAGGGCUCGGCUUAUCCGUCUCGGUAUGCGGAACGUGUGGAUGAGGCUAAGAAGAUUUGUGCUGCUGGGGGUUUGUAG
Penicillium nucicola is the source of this 744-nucleotide messenger RNA. RefSeq lists its product as uncharacterized. The record is from RefSeq and is a predicted model, not a curated record. NCBI's taxonomy places the organism in Eukaryota, Fungi, Ascomycota, Eurotiomycetes, Eurotiales, Aspergillaceae. Bases 1 to 744 code for a protein of 247 amino acids. The transcript is spliced from 2 exons.